Messenger RNA from Branchiostoma floridae (Florida lancelet), 5470 nucleotides. Its product is annotated as coiled-coil domain-containing protein 171-like. NCBI's taxonomy places the organism in Eukaryota, Metazoa, Chordata, Leptocardii, Amphioxiformes, Branchiostomatidae. The record is from RefSeq and is a predicted model, not a curated record. The transcript has 32 exons. The coding region runs from base 252 to 4379 and encodes 1375 amino acids.
AAUGUCUGGCCGGGAGUUUCAAAAUGGCGUGCCAAGCAACCGUUGGGAAUUACUUUUCUACCGUGUAAAUCUCUCUUUUGUGUUCGGACGAGGAUCGUGCUAAUCUCCAGGAUUAACCGGAACGUUUUUCUGCAUAUUCUGGAUCACGGGAACCGUCCCCAAACAUCCUCUGGCUUUGUGGUAUCUUCGAUCAGAGACAGAGAGGGGAGGUCAGCCCCAGAGGCGCCACCCUUCCGCGCGGACCUGCAGUUAUGUCGGAAUCCGCCAGGCGGCUGUCGUCCCCGGGGAUGGGGAUGGAGGACGUGACGCACCUGCAGGAGCAGCUGCGGCAGCUGCGGGCGGAGAUCUCCCAGCUGCAGGAGGAGAACAGGAACGAGUCGGACACGGUGGCCCAGCUGAGGAAGAGGAUCAACAUCCUGGAGAGAGAGAAGCUGGAGACCGCCAGCAGGUACAAUGAAGAGACGACCAGCCUGCAGGGCCAGGUGGCGCGGCUGCGGGCACAGCUGGAGAAGGGAGAGGCCACCAGGCAGAACCUGGAGUUCGAGCUCACCGUGGCCAGGAAAAACAUCAGCCAGGAGAAAAGACAGGCGGAGGACAAGGAAGGGCAGAUACUCCGCAACAACGACGACCUCAGGGCUCAAGUAUCGGAGCUGAGCAGACAGGCAGAUGACCUUGACAGUGCUCUGAAGGUUGCCCGUAUCCAGGCCACGGAACAGGAGACUCAGCACAGGCUACUCAUGGAGGAGAAGGACAAGGUGAUCGCCCGCUGCCACGCUGAACAGGACGUGGUGACAGCAGAGAGGGACAAGCUGGACAGCAUGCUGGGGGAACAGCACAACAUAAACUCCGACCUCCAGGACAGAGUAAAGGAACUGGAAGCGGAGAGAAGCAGUCAGGCCGACACCAUCCGGCGCCAGAUCACCGACCUGGACUACGGAGCUGAGAGGGAGGGCAGGGCAAAGAAGGAGAUAGAAGCUCUACAGCAGAGAAUUAAGCAGCUGGAGGAGAACAUCGAGGCAGAGCGAGCAGCUCACCUGGAGUCCAAGUUCAACUCUGAGAUUGUGCAGUUACGAGUGCGGGACCUAGAGGGCGCACUUGAGGUGGAGAAGUCGGCUCACUCCGACGCCAGCAUGAAUCUUGAGAUGAUAACCAGACAACUCAGGGAGGUUGAGGCAGCAUUCGAAGAGGAGCGGACGGCCUGUAACAAGUACAAGGAACAGCUGGAAAGGUCUGACCAGCAGUACACAGCCGUCCAGCAGCAGCUGAGCUCAGAGCUGGAAGAGAAGAAAACCGCCCUCAGCGGGAUGUCCAAACAGCUGGGGCUGCACCAGACAAACUUUGAUGAGCUCAAGGAGGAACUGGCCAGGGCCAGGAAACGCCAGGUGUAUCUGGAAGAGACUUACGGAGGCUGCAUGAGGGAGUUGGAGCUGUUGAUGGACAGCUUUAAACCCGACCAGUCCGCCCCGCCCAGGAGAAAAGCUUCGGGGAAACAGAAGGACAAGGGCAAACCGACCUCUCCGUCCGUCGUCCUGGAGACGCUGAGACACGCCCUCAUCAGCUACCAGAACAGGCUGGACACCGCGCAUGACGAGCUGGACAAGCUGAGGAAGAGUUAUGAGAAGGUGUCGUCAGAGAACGAGUCGUACAAGGAUACGGUGUGGUCCAGGAGUAAGGCACUGGAGGAGACCCAGGCGACCCUCACCAACACGAAGAAGGAGCUUUCCCGCGUGCAGAACGAGAACUCGGAACACGAGGCCGCACUAGCCUCGCUGCACGCAGACAUGGAGAAGGCCAUGCACAGGCUGGACCAGGAGAGAAAGAAAUGUGAUGAACUCAACGAUGAGAUUCAGAAGCUGACAAAAAUCUACAAGAACGAGAAUGCUGACAAGAUCCACUUCCUCCACACGCUGUACCAGCGGCUGGUGACGGGACGGGUCGUCAUGGAAACCACAGACCCCGCCCUCAGCCGCUUCUCGUGGCCGGAGCUGUCUGGCAUGGUCCAGGAGCAGGUGGACAGUCUGCUGACCGACCUACACAGGACCAGGGAAAGGCUUGGCCACAUGGAGACGGUGGUGAAGAACAAAGAUGAGAGCAUGGUGCAUCUGCAGCAGAACCACGAGAGGAGCAUGGAGAAGGUGGCUGCAGCCUCGCGGGAGAGGGAAGAUAGCUGGGCUAAACAAAAGUCAGAUCUGGAGCAGCAGUACGGCUCACUGGUGCAGGAGCUACAGUCCAACAACAAGAAAUCCCAGUCGCUUGCCGACCAGGCCUGGGAGCAGGUCCGUGCCACGGGAACCCUGAAGGAGGGCCUGGAGGCGGAGUGCGCCGACCUCCGCGGGAAACUCUCCCGCGCCCAGUCCGACCGCGCCUCGCUCCUCACGGCGUGCGCCCUGCUGGUCGGCGCCCUGUACCCGAUGUACGCCCGGACCGGCGCCCUGGCCGCGCAGAGAAGCCUCAUGGAGGAACAGUUCAACAACUGCGAGGCCAUGAAACACCAGGCAAAGGUCUUGGUCGAGACGCUAAGCUCCGCCAUGGGAGAGAUGACCGGAACCGUUCCUACAACGAGACCGUGGAAUCCCACGCUGAAAUUCCGUGUCGGAGUGAUCGCGGUGCUGGCGGCCAAUCGGCUGAACUCUUUCGCCGGACAGGGCUGCAAGCUGUUUGUCUCCCAUGAUGCACCAGAUGGAGUGGGUCGCUCCAUUGUAUGUAUCGGAGGGGUGAAAGGGCCCAGUAAAUCUAUAGCAGGUGUUGGUUUAGGCGACAGAAGGCACCAGAGAGAUAGUCACUACGGUAGCAUUAACGGCUACAGUAGUCAGGACAGUUACAGGAGGAACAAUGGAUAUAGGCAUGGGUCUGGAAUGAGCGAUGGCCGGAAUCAGCGGGGCCAGAACGGCCGGAGCGUCCAGGGGACGGGAGGAAGCGGCCGGAGCAUCAAACAGGCAGCGGUCAGGUGGUUCCACAGCCCGGAGCUGCUGGGGGUCCUGGUCAACUCUGUGGCUGAGCUGCAGGAGACUCUGGCCAGGACAGACCCCCAGUCAGGCCUGCCCAGCUCCAAGGCGAUCGUCAGCUCCGCCCGGAACUCCUUCGCCAAGCUGAUGAACAAGCUGAGCCCGGAGUUCGGCGCCCUGAUGGCGGACGGGAACGGCGGGAACUACCGCGAGAAGGGCGCGCUGGUCCGGUUCCUGGGCCACGGGCUGAACAGGGUGCUGGGGCACUCCUCGCUGUCGGGGAAGCUGCCCGUCAUGUCCUCACAGCAAAUCAUGUCGAGUCUGCAGCACCACAUCCUGGACUUCACGCAGCACCUGCACACCGCGGAGGUCGAGCGGCGAGGGCUGCGGGCGGAGGUCGCCAAGCUGCACAAUGAGACGGACCUGCUGCGGCGCCACCGCGACAAGGUCGGCAUUCUGGAGGACGAGGUCGAACAUCUACGGACUGAGAACUCCCAGCUGGUGCCGAAGGACCGGUUUGACAGUGUGUGUCAGGAGCUCAGCAGCGCCCUCCAGCGGGAGCAGCAGGCACAGCAGCUGCUGAACGAGCAGAGCAGUCAGAUGCACCAGCUGGGCACUCGGCUGGACGAGGGGGCGGAGAGGGAGAAAACUCUGUCUGAGGCUGUCAAGGACCUGUCGGAGGCCAAGAUGGACAUGCGGCGAAAGGAGCAGUCGCUACGGCAACUGAACAAGCGCCUGUCGCAGCUGGAGUCGGAGCGGAGAGAGCUGCAGGAGGGGCUGAUGAACGCCGAGAACGACCUCAGGACCUCCGCUAAGGAGAAGGAGACAUUGGCCAGCUACCUGAAGUCUGUGGACAUAGCUCUGCAGGAGAGUAAGGACCAGGUUGUCCUGUCCAGGACAGGGAUGGGUGUGGAGUUCACUCUGCCUCAGUUGAUGCUACCCAGUGAGAAGAUAGCUGCGGAUGGAGGGGCCAUCGGGCCUGAACUCAUCGCCUGUCAGAACGUAGUGCAGACAUUUGUGGAGGCACAGCAGCAGGCCCUGUCCAGAAUCUCGGUUCUCGAGGAGGAGAUCACGUCUCACAAGAGCCACAUCAGCACGCUGAAGAGGGAGCUCAGCGAGGCCUGCCGAAGGGAGAUGGACCAGGACGAGGUGGCGGAUCGGCUGGCCCCCGAGACGCCUUACGGCACCCGGUCAGCGCCCAGGUACGCACCGGACAGGAGCUACAGGGAGGACUUCGCACCUCUCAGAGGGGAGAUUGACAACUCCUACAGCAUCCUGAAGUCCAGUCCGAGCCACCGCAGAGGCACGUCCAUGGCCACACCACACAUCUCCGACAGGCUGCGGUCGCCCACCCGAGUGCGGACCCCCUCCCCCACCCGGACGCGUCCCCUCCCCAGGGAAUACUCACGGAACAUCAGCGGCUCCAGGAGAUGACAUCCCACAUGUACAGUUCGUCCACACAAGCCUUCACCAGACUCUUUACUUCUUGGCUAGCUAUGAUACUAUCUUCUCUGCCUGGAGAUUAGGAGUCUGGUAGAUACGACGUCCACAAAGGCAGCUAUGAUACCCCGCCGUGGUCAAUAGUGGAGUGUAUACUUCUGUGCACUGCAGAAACUACUUGUGUCACAGGAACUAUUAGUCUCCAAGCAGACCCAAGGUGCCUUAGAGAGAGUAUCAAAGCUGGCCAAGGAGUAUAGCCGGCCAAAGUGAGACAGCCGGCCAAAGGGAGUCAAACGGGCACUGGUGCCGGCCGGCUAUACUCCUUAACCAGCUUUGAUACUAUCUCUAAGGCACCCAAGCAGACCCAAGCUGCUUGGAGACUAAGGAACUAUAUCGAGGUGAUUAAUCAUUUCCGUCAACAUUUCAGCACCUUUAUAAUAUAUAAGAAACUAAUUUUGCUUCAACAUGCACACGUUCGAAUGUUGGCAGGAAAGAUUUGUCACCCUACGGUGCAAGCAGUUUCUGUUGUCCUCGCAAGUGUUGAGGUGCUUUUAAAGCAUUUUCAUGUAGUAUAGGAAAAAAAAAAUAUUCAAGUUGCCAAGUAUUCAUAAACAUUCCAAUACAGAUGUACAUUUCCUAAUCAGGCUAAUGAAACGUGUUUCUUUUCAAGUGUUGCCUUCUACUGAGUGCAUCGGCUAUUUCUUCUUUCUUCUUGAUGUAGAGUAAAAUCAAAGCUCCAUGACAGAUAUUAAAUUUCUAAAUAGGGACAGAAAAUUUUUUCUGCUGAUGGGUACUAGUUUGUAAUGAUGAGAGUUGUCUUUGUUCUUCCUGUGGUGCGCUUCUUUCGUCUUGUUGCAUAUUUUUGUCCUAUGGCUUAAGCAAGCAAGUGUAUGUUUUUAUCAAAUUGUGUAUAAUUAUUAUGAGUUUGUCUGCAAGCAGUUACUAUUUUCUUACCGUGUCUCUUAUACUCGUUAUGUGAAUCUUUUUAACAAUUCGCUUAUACAAAUUUAUUGUGAAUCAUGUCCUAUUUAUUUCACAGUAAUGAAGCAAUAAGGAAAAUAUAAUAUGUAAUGUACAUGUAUGAG